AUGAGCCUUCCUGCUUCGCCCAUCUUCGCCUACUCCGGCAUUCUUCUCGACGACGCCUACAAGUUCUAUGCUGCGUGGCAGAUCACUUUUGAAGAAGCGGCCAUGACCUCAAGCUUCUUCUCCCUCUACACCAACGAGACCUACUGUCCUACGCACAUCGAAACCGACGCCUACACCAUCACGCAGGCCAAACUCCAAGACAACUCGAUACGAAACGACGCGAAGUACUUUACAUACUGUUGUGCUGGCGACGCCUUGGAACAGCGCCUUGCGGCAGUGAAACGCCUCGAACAUGACUUGACGCACAAUUUUGUGUUUUCUUUCAACUCCUUCACGUAUAUCCUCCAAGAAGCCAUCAGAUCGUACGUCUCUGCCUUCUCCCUCUGGGCCUCACUUAUGGCGCGCCAUGAAGCUGGUACCCGUGGCCCCAUGAUCCUGUUUGCUAGUAUCACACAACUCAAGUACACCGAGGAUAUCAGUGCCGAAACCCUCUUCAUUACACUCGACGACCAGAUCAACAUGAUCGAAACGGCAACCCUCGCUGCGACGCCGACGCUCUAA
Aphanomyces astaci is the source of this 561-nucleotide messenger RNA. RefSeq lists its product as hypothetical. The transcript has 2 exons. The record is from RefSeq and is a predicted model, not a curated record. Lineage: Eukaryota; Oomycota; Saprolegniomycetes; Saprolegniales; Verrucalvaceae. Bases 1 to 561 code for a protein of 186 amino acids.